CCACCACCCCCACCUACCAUUUUCACUGACCUUACCUAUCGUUUUUCCCUACCACUCUCACCUAUCAUUUUCGCAGCCUCCCUCCCUCUCUGUCCUAUGAGUCGCCUGCCAACCAAGAUCGUCUCGAGAUCUGCUACGUAUACCUACCUACGUUUCCGGACCCCAAGGAAUAUAUGUAGCCAAAGAGAGGCGGGAAAAAGAAGCACGCAACAUAUCCCCCUCUGGCAUCAGCAGCCAUGAGUUCUAUGCUGAAGAAGACCACCGGCCUGUCCUUCAAGCCGAAGCUCGGUGGUCGUCGACCGGGCGCUGCCCCUUCAUCACGAGCCUCUCCUGCCUCUCGAGCUCCUACUGCUGAGUCUUCCUCGCAAACGCCGACUCCCGUUCCCCCGACCGAGCCACCCAGCCAUGCAGCCGCGAUACCCCCCACCGACAUACCACAAGAAGCCCCUCAAGAAACACCCGUAUCGGCAAUAGAACAGACAGCCACUCGCACCCAGGCCGCCCCGACGACAAUCCAACACACACCAGCACUCUCACCAGCACCUUCUCGCCCGAGCACCCUAGAGCCUCAACCGGAACCGCCAGCCCCCAGUCCGGGGCCGAGUAGGAAUGAUGUGCGAUCAACGCCGAUGCAGUCCGUGGACGAACCCCCUCGACAGCCACCUCCAGUCGAGCGAGCCGCGCAGCCAACGCCGACACCGGAAGCCUCUGUGCUAGCGGAAACACCUGCCACCGAAUCAGAUCCGUCCGGAGUCGCUACCUCUCCGGUCGCGCCCGCUCCCGUUGCCCCUCUACCUACUCCAGCUACGAAUUUACAACGGCCAGGCCGAUCUGCCCCCACUGCAAGCAUAACAGCGCCACCUACGGCCCCCCUCCCCCCGACUUCUGUUCCCGACACCAAUGCCGCUGCCCCGCCGGCUGGCGGGCCGUCCGCCGCAGCCACAAAGAAGAGGGCGCCCCGGAAGCGGAAACUAGCUCCGUCCGACAGCAACGGCGACGCAGCGAGCCCGGCUCCGAAGAAGCGAACCCCCCGCAAGAGAACUACGGCCGAGGGCAGCGGGACGGAGGCGGCAGAAGGCCGGGGCGAGGUUCCGGCCGCGAAGAGGAGCUACAAGUACCGCCGGCGCUCUCCGACGCCGGACGACGCCGAGAACCAGACGGUGGACCACGUGACGACGAAGAUGGGCGAGCUGACCAAGGAUCUGGGGAUCGGGAAGAGGUUCCGGCACGCGGAGGCCAUCGAGGAGCGCGCGCGGCAGCGGCGCGCCGCGUACCGGCAGAAGAGGCUAGAGCGGCAGAAGCGGGCGCUGGGGAUCCUGCCGCCCGAGGAGGGGGCGGAAGGGGGCGGGGCAACCCCCGCCGACGGAGAAGGCCCCCACGGCGGCCGCGGCGGCGCGGCUGCGGCGGCGGCCACGCUGGGCGCGGAGCAGUCGGUCGACUACGAGGUCGUCGACGGGCAGAUCAUCAUCAACCAGCGGUCGCUCGUGGUGGACCGCCACGCGGCCCGCAACGUGGCGGCGAUGGAGACGGUCGAGGAGGACGAGUUCACCCACCUGACCACGUCGGCGUCGUGGAUGCGGCCCAGCCGCCGGGUGGCGGCGAACCACUGGUCCGAGGAAGACACGGAGAAGUUCUUCCGGCUGCUGAGCAUGGUGGGGACGGACUUCGAGACGAUCGCGGCCAUGUUCCCGAACAAGGACCGGCGCGCGGUCAAGCUCAAGUUCAACCGCGAGGAGCUGCUGCGGCCGAAGCGCGUCGACGCCGCCGUCAUGGUCCGCGGCGAGCGCCGCCACCCCACCAUCGACCUCGAGGAGUACAAGGCCUACCAGCCCCACUGGCAGGAGAGCGACAAGAUCCUCGCCGACCACGACCGCCUCCGCCGCGAGCACGACGAGGACAUCCGCCGCCUCCGCGCCGAGCGCCGCGCCGCCGGCCUGCUCGACGACAAGGACGACGGCAAAGACGACGACGACGACGACAACCACGACGACAAAGCCCGUGCCGGCGACAAGGCCGGUGACGGCAAAAGUGCCGUAGCUGGCGCCGGAGAUGGAAACGGAGAGGCCCAGGACGAGGGCGGGCGCAGGAUCGAGGGCGAAGCUAUCGCGGCCUAAGCGACGCAUCAACGAUUGCCCCGUUUUCCUUCGGCAUUUCUUCUUCAUUUGAUACCCAAGUCCUUUUCUUUCCUACUCGCAUAGGUCUAAGGCGAGGGGGGUUGGUUGGUUAAUUGGGUAUAGUUGGCCACUUGGCUCACCGGUUUGUUAGUGUAUAUGAAGUCUACAUUGCUAGGCAGA
Messenger RNA from Durotheca rogersii, 2294 nucleotides. RefSeq lists its product as uncharacterized. The record is from RefSeq and is a predicted model, not a curated record. The transcript is spliced from 2 exons. Gene Ontology annotation, cellular component: transcription factor TFIIIB complex. NCBI's taxonomy places the organism in Eukaryota, Fungi, Ascomycota, Sordariomycetes, Xylariales, Xylariaceae. The coding region runs from base 237 to 2114 and encodes 625 amino acids. Gene Ontology annotation, molecular function: TFIIIC-class transcription factor complex binding. Gene Ontology annotation, biological process: RNA polymerase III preinitiation complex assembly.